Molecule: messenger RNA, 3866 nt
Organism: Arabidopsis lyrata subsp. lyrata
Lineage: Eukaryota; Viridiplantae; Streptophyta; Magnoliopsida; Brassicales; Brassicaceae
Exons: 8
Coding region: 377-1318 (313 amino acids)
Molecular function (GO): nucleic acid binding; RNA-DNA hybrid ribonuclease activity
Source: RefSeq, a predicted model, not a curated record
CCGUAUUGGCGUUGAUAAUAUCAUAAACUCACAUCCCCCACGACCACUUUUAGCAACAAAUCCUGGCUGGUUAGGUACGAUUGAUAACUUCAUCUCUAAAGUAGGAUCAAACCGUUUUUGGGACAAACAAAAAAUUACUCAAUUAAUAGAUCCAAGUGAUCAAAACUUUUUAGAGAAUAUCUAUCUCCCCAAAAAUGAAUCAAAAGAUACUUUAGUUUGGAAUUACAAUACUAAUGGAGAUUACACGGUCCGUUCGGGAUACUGGUUUUUAACUCAUGAUCCCAUUGCUACACAAAGUAAACCACCUAUCCCUCAUGGUUCAGUUGAUCUCAAGAACAAGAUCUGGAAAAUACAAAUAAUUCCAAAAAUCAAACAUAUGCUUUGGAGAGUUGUAUCGCAAGCUAUCCCCACCUGUUCACGGUUGAUUACCAGAGGUAUGCGCAUUGAGUCUCAUUGUCCAAGAUGUCCCACAGCGGAGGAAACAAUAAAUCACGUACUCUUCCAAUGCCCUUUUGCAAAAAUGGUUUGGCAAUUAUCCAAUACACCGAUAUUACAAACUCAUCGUUUCGAUGAUGAUACAGAGGAUAAUGUUAGUCAUAUCAUUAAUUCUUAUCAAAACAAGAACCUCACUUUAAGCCAAAAAUUGGUCCCAAUUUGGCUUCUUUGGAGAAUUUGGAAAGCAAGGAAUAAAUUGGUCUUUAACAAAUUCUUGGAAAGUCCCUCAAAAAUAGUCCUACAAGUCGAAGCAGAAAUUCAAGAAUAUAUUAACAGUCUAAAUAAUUCUCAAACAUCAACCAACAUACCACCUAAUCAUCGUUUUGUAGCUGAUAAAUGGGUACGACCCCCUCCUACGGUGUUUAAAUGCAAUUUUGAUGCUGGCUUUGAUGUUGAAACGCAUAAAGCUACUGGCGGUUGGAUCAUCAGAGAUAAUCACGGGAAUCCAAAGGCUUGGGGAUCAUCAAAAUUGACUCAUGUAUCAUCUCCUUUAGAAGCGGAAGCAAAAGCUCUUUUAGUGGCAAUGCAACAGGUAUGGAUACGAGGUCUUAAGGACUUGCAAUUUGAAGGUGACUCUGAAAUCCUGAUCAAUGCAGUCAAUGGAAGGACGAUUCACAGCGAUUUAAUAAAUCUGAUACAGGACAUUGACUACUGGUCUUCAAAGUUUUCUUCUAUUCAGUUUAUGUUCAUUAGACGUUCGGGUAAUAGUGUCGCUCAUAAUCUAGCAAAGUUCAGUUGUUUCCAUGGUGAUUUCUUUUCUAGGUCUGUAGAUCAGCCUUUGUGGCUUAAACGAUUGGUUUGUAAAGACUCUUUCAUUACUUAAUAAAGUAUAACAAAAAAAAAAGUAAACAAACAAAAAAAGCCAAAGUUCUCCGGCAGGUUUCGUCGUCUCUGGUCUUGUAUUAUUUGUUUGAUCUUUCACUUCUUCAAAUUUACAACUUCAGCCCCUUUAAAACUAAAUAUUCUUAAUUUACCCCAUCACUUUUAAAUCGUUGAUCUCGAAGCAGCAGAGUAAAAUAUAAGAAAAUAUACUCAGAGAACAGAAAAAUAAGAAAAUUGUAAGAAAGAUAAUAAAAAGGGAGGCAAACAAGAAGAGCUCACAACAAGAUUCAUGCUUUCAGAUUUCGAACUGGUGAGUCUUAUCUGUAUAAACUUUAAAUUACUUACUGCAAAUCUUCCUUGUUGUUAUAAUCUAAUCGAAUCUACAGUUGUGGUCUGAAUUUUUUGGUGUUUCUAUUUGUCCAUGUCUGUUUUGACUUUGUUGCCGAGAGAAUUUAAUAAAACUAGUAAAGCUAGGCUCGUUUGUCAUGUUUAAUCGAAGCAGAUAAUUGUUGUUCUUCCUCUGUUGGAUGCCAUGGAAGUAGAAAUCUUCUUGGCUUGAUUCUGAGAUUUUGGAAUUUCCUUUCCUACAGUUCUUGUAAUGUUCAAAGAUUACUGUGAUUUUGGAUUUUUUCUACACUUCAUAGUUUGUGAUUUUGAGCUGUGGUGUUUCCUCUUUUGUCUCGUUGGGAUGUUGAGAAAUCAUGGAAACUGCCACAUCUUUUCUGUCCAGAAUUUGCUGAUUCCGUUAGAUAAAAAAGUUGAUUUCGAUUCGGUUUGCAAUGGUUUUAAAAUUACAAUUGUCGGUUCGGUUUAUAUUGGUUAAGAGAAGAAAACAAAAAAAAAGAAAAAGAGUCACGCGAUGGAAAUUUUGGAGAGAAGUGCGUCGAUCAAAAUAGGCAUGAUUCCUAAAGGUAAACCCCUUCAGGAAUUGCUCUCACUCGCGCAACGCGCACUUUGUGCGAGUGGUUGCGAAAUAGAGCCUUCUGAUUGGCUAAAAAAUUCUAAAAAAAGUGAAAUAGUAUACAUGUUGCUAGCUCCUCUUUUAUGUUAUUAUUAUGUUUUUCUUCUGAUUCUCUCAUUUUCAGGCAAAAACACGAAGAGCUCACAAUUAGAUUAGAUUCAUGCUUUCAGAUUUCGACUGGUGAGUGUUAAAAUCUGUAUACACCUUAAAUUAUUGCAAAUAUUCGUUUUUCUUAUCAAAUCUACAGUUCUGGUUUGAAAAUUUUGGUGUUUUUAUGUGUCUGUUUUCACUUUUUUGCCGAGAAAAUUUACUAAAACUAGUAAAACUAAGCUAUAUGAAGCAGUGAAUUGUUCUUCUUCCUUCAUUGGAUGCCAUGGAAGUAGAAAUCUUCAGGAAUUGUUCUUCUUGGUUUGGGAUUUCAAAGUUUAAUCCUUUCCUACACUUCUUGACUCCCAUGCACCUUCAACAACCUCUUCCUCAAAGCUUUUAUCCAGAAACAUCUGUGGAUAGCCAUAGCUCCCCUACUUCUUCAUCUGCUCGAAGCAAGCCUCAUUUACAUUAUACAUGAAAGUCCAAAGGAGAGGAGAUUGCAUGGUAUGCAGAUGGAUCAAUAGCUUAUGCCUAUGAUCGUGUUUUCGGGCAUACCACGACAACACGCCAUGUCUAUGAUGUUGCUGCUCAGCAUGUAGUUAAUGGUGCUAUGGCAGGGAUCAAUGGGACCAUUUUCGCAUACGGAGUGACAAGCAGUGGAAAAACUCACACUAUGCAUUCUUGGGAAAGCAAUAAAGGCUAGUUUCCAACUUCAUCCCAUCCCUUUGAGCAUAUCCCAAUUUUGAGUCCUCCAAGUGAUGCAUUCGCAGAAAGAGAAAGCAUAUCAAGCAUAAAAAUUCUAUCUCAAGAAAAGAAGAUUCAGAAGCUUAAUGAGCUGGACCGAGAUCUAAGGAGGCAGUUGCUGCAAUGCGGAAAUCAAAAUCAGGUUGAAUUGACGGAGCUGGAAACUGAGCUUGAUCAGCUUCUAUUAAGAGGUGUUUAGCUCCAUUUUACAGGUUGAUGCUUUUACUCUCUAAUCCUCCAUAGGCUUCAAGUGUAAAUCCAGAUCUUUGAUCAAUCUAAUACCAUAGCCUCUCUUUCUAAGAAGUAAGAACUACACUUGAAGAUUCUGUACUUUGAAGGAGAAAUCAAAGAAGAGUGGUCCUUUUUGAAGUGCAUCAAGUCUUAGCCAGUGAACAUGGCAUCAGUGACUGAAAGCCAAUGGCUCGAAGGAAGAGUGAAGCUGUUACCUCCGGAGACUGCUUAGUGAUCAUGGCUUUGAGCCUCAGCAGAGCUGGACCUCCACCGGAAAAGACGGUUACUUUAUCUUCUGUUAUGGCGCCUAAGAUGGUGAGUUUAAUCCAAGUUUUACCAGAUAUGGUCGUUGGAGCAAGUUCUGCUAUAUCAUACGAGUCUCGUGCUAUCAAUCUUGGUCAACUAUUACCAUCAAACCCUUUGCUGGAAGUCUAAACAUCAAAGCCAAUAUUCAUUGUUUGAUACAGUUGUUAACACUCAAGAUAAAGAUGAUACACUAAUAUGCAUGUGAUGUGCACAACCC